AAUUUCAGUUUCGGUCACAUGCAAACGCUGCGAAAGAGGUGUAAAGCAAAAACGAAGAGAACGCAGCGCAGCCGAAAAAAAAUUUGAAGCAGCACUGCACGCGUUAUAUUUCUAUUUUCAAAAGUUUAUAGCUACAUUUAAAGUGAUUUGCCAGUCGAAGUCAAGGGAUAAAAGUGCCGGGCAGCCGAACCUCCGCAGAAGCAAGCGAAAAGACUGAUUACAAAGUAGUAGAAGCAUCCAGAAACAGGAAUUGUCAACAGGAGAGGAUAAACUUCAAGAAUUUAUUCAUCUGCAACCGAGAACUGUCACCGUCAUCGUCACUAACACCCAAAAGGCAGCCACAAAAAGAAGGAGCGGGAAACGGGAACACAGCAAACUGCAUUCGGCUAGGAUAAGCCGUGCGUGAGAGUGCCGGAGGAGGUGCAGUCGGGAAGGACAUCAGGAUAACAAGAUAACCCGAAGCACUGCUUCACUAGUGAUACCAUCAGGAGCAGCAGCAUGGAAGAUCUAUUGGUAGAAGUCCGGCUCGAAAAUGGCGCCUACUACAAGGGCCAUGUGACAGCUGUCGCCGAUGAUGGCAUCUUUGUGGAUGUGGAUGGCGUGACCGAAGUGAGGAAGUAUCCGUUUGUGAGCGUACGCCUGCCCCCAGAGGAGACCGUUGAGGUGGCGGCGCCCACCUUUGAGGAGGGCAUGGAGGUGGAGGUGUUUACGCGCACAAACGAGCGCGAGACCUGCGGCUGGUGGGUGGCCAUCAUCAAAAUGCUCAAAGCGGACAUCUGUGCGGUGGCCUACAUUGGUUUCGAGACGCCCUACACCGAGAUCUGUGAACUGGGGCGACUGCGCGCCAAAAACUCAAAUCCCCCAAUCACAGCCAAGUCGUUCUACCAGUUCACGCUGCCCGUUCCCGAAGAGUUGCGCGAAGAAGCCCAGAAGGAUGGCAUACACAAGGAGUUUCAGCGCACAAUCGAUGCCGGCGUCUGCAACUACAACCGCGACCUGACCGCCCUGAUUGUCCUGUCAAAAUUUGAGCACACUCAGAAGCGUGCCAGCAUGCUCAAGGAUAUGCAUUUUCGUAAUCUCUCACAGAAGGUUAUGCUCUUGAAAAGGACUGAAGAAGCUGCCCGUCAGCUCGAAACGACUAAACUGAUGAGCCGUGGGAAUUAUGUUGAGGAAUUCCGAGUGCGCGACGAUCUCAUGGGCCUGGCCAUUGGUUCGCAUGGCUCGAAUAUACAGGCGGCACGCACGCUGGUCGGCGUCACCAAUAUCGAGCUGGAGGAGAAGUCCUGCACAUUCAAGAUCAGUGGCGAGACCGAGGAGUCAGUGCAGCGGGCACGCGCCAUGCUCGAGUAUGCCGAGGAGUUCUUUCAGGUGCCCAGGGAGCUGGUGGGCAAGGUAAUCGGCAAGAAUGGCCGCAUCAUUCAGGAGAUUGUGGACAAGAGCGGCGUGUUUCGAAUCAAGGUGAGUGCUAUCGCUGGCGAUGACGAGCAGGAUCAGAACAUCCCCCGUGCGCCGGCGCAUGUACCCUUUGUGUUCAUUGGCACCGUGGAGAGCAUUGCGAAUGCCAAAGUGCUGCUGGAGUAUCAUCUGUCGCAUCUGAAGGAAGUGGAACAGCUGCGCCAGGAAAAAAUGGAGAUCGAUCAGCAGCUGCGAGCCAUACAGGAAUCCUCCAUGGGCUCCACAACAAGCUUCCCCGUCUCAAGGCGCUCCGAGCGCGGCUACAGCAGCGACAUUGAGUCAGUGCGCUCAAUGCGCGGCGGUGGCGGCGGCCAGCGCGGUCGUGGACGUGGACGCGGUGGCGGCGGUCCUGGUGGCAAUGGCGGCCUCAACCAGCGUUAUCACAACAAUCGACGCGACGAGGACGACUACAACUCCCGUGGUGACCAUCAGCGCGACCAGCGAGGCUACAACAACGAUCGUGGUGGCAGCGCAGGUGACGGCGCUGGCAACUAUCGUGGCGCCGGCAACAACCGACGCGGCGGCAUCAAUCGCCGGCCGCCACGCAACGAGCAGCAGAACGGCAGAGACUAUCAGCACCACAAUCACACCGAGGAGGUGCGAGAGACGCGUGAAGUGAGCAGCGUGGAGAGGGCAGACAGCAACUCUUCGUACGAGGGCAGCUCGAGGAGGCGCAGAAAGCAGAAGAGCAACAACGGGCCCAGCAGCACAAACGGUGCGGUGGCCAACAGCAGCAUCAAACCACAACAGCAGCAGGCGCAACAGCUGCCACAGCAGACUCCGGCGCAGCCGGGCAAGGCGUCGCUGAAUGCUGCCGCCGGUGAAAACAGCAAACAGAGCAGCAUCGGCAAUGCGAACACCGCCAGCGGUACGAGCAAGCCCAAGGAUCCAUCGCGUAAUAGCGACAAACAGCAGGCGGGCACACAGCCGCAGCAGCCGCCACAACAACCACCGCAGCCCCAGGCAGCGCAGCAGUUGCAGCAGCAGCAGCAGCAAAUAGCUCCACUGCAGCAGCAGCAACAGCAGUCGAAACCGCGCCGAAACAACAAAAACCGCAGCAACAAUCACACAGAUCAGCAGGUCGGCCCACAGCAGCAGCAGCCCCAACAGCAGCAGCAGCAGCUGACGGAGAACAUCAAGAAGGAAGGUCUGGUCAACGGCACGUCCUAGGCGGAGAAAGGGUAAUCACGAACAACACAAAUGGCACAUCGUUCGUGUGAUCGACACGAUGCUGCUGUAUGCGCAGCGGGCUGAGGAAUAAAUAUUAAUGUUUAUAUCGUUAAAAUCGUCGCCGCCUUCUCAUUACCGAACAACCGCAACAACACCAACAACAGACACUGAAACAACACCAACAACAAGAACAACCACAACAACAUCUAUAGGCAACAAGAUCCGCUACUAACAACAUGUUGCAGAAGAGAAACUAAAUGAGUAACUAAAAAGGAAAUCAUAAAUCAUAAAAUAAAUAUACAUGAGAUAUGUAAUAAUUGUAACAGCAUAUACUAACACACACAUACACACCAACACACUCACUCACACACACACCCCCACACACAUAUACAUACACACCCCCCCACACACAGUUCGAAUUAUACACAAAAGAAUUAUUAAAUAAAAUUCAUGGCUAGGCUUAUAAUUUAAAAUGAAAGUAAAAGUUGCUUCGGAUAACAAUCAAAAAGAAUAAUGAAUUAUAUUUAUGUACGAAUAUAACCCAAUUCAAAAGCAAUUUUAAUCAUGCGAAACGAAUU
This is a messenger RNA of Drosophila obscura, 3203 nucleotides long. It is a transcript of the gene Fmr1, whose product is annotated as synaptic functional regulator FMR1. The transcript has 11 exons. Bases 499 to 2625 code for a protein of 708 amino acids. Lineage: Eukaryota; Metazoa; Arthropoda; Insecta; Diptera; Drosophilidae. The record is from RefSeq and is a predicted model, not a curated record. Gene Ontology annotation, biological process: regulation of modification of synaptic structure; regulation of translation at postsynapse, modulating synaptic transmission; anterograde axonal transport. Gene Ontology annotation, cellular component: dendritic spine; neuronal cell body; nucleus. Gene Ontology annotation, molecular function: translation regulator activity; protein homodimerization activity; mRNA 3'-UTR binding.